GGUAAAACGAUGAUUAUGCCAACGUCAAGGUUGAGAUUAUUUUUAUUAUCUAUGUUCCCAUAAAUUUUGAUAUUGACGUAAUGCUUUGACAUUGACAUGUAUUAAAGUAUGUUCGGUGAGGUAACUGAUUUAUCAAGGGCGUAACAUCAAAAGUAAAAAUUAUGCCAAACUGUAAAGAUACUUUCAAUAGCAAAUUCCGUCUUUUGUGUUCUCAAGAAAGUCACGAUGAAAUUAAUUGGUCUUCCACUGAUUCGAGCGACUAUGAAAAUGUAUCUAAUAUUGAUAACCACAUAACCUUCCAUUACAAAAACAGGAAAAGAAAACGAAAACAAAAGGCGCCGAAGAAUAUUUCUAAUUUAGAUAUUACAGUAGUGGAUAUAACAAAUGACAAAGAUUUAUCUCGUACUAAGAAACAAGAUAAAUCUUCAGUUUUAUUAUCUCAAUAUCAUCCGCCUUACACUUCUGUCCAUAUGUCACCUAUCAUAUGUCCGAGAACCAUUAAAUCAGAAGGAAGAUGUAAAAGUCCUAUAUUGGUACUAAAAACUGCCUCGCUUUUUUCGCCGAAAGUAAAAAAGAAGCUCUUUGGUAAUAAUGAAAAUGUUAACAAAAUCAAUGUGAAAAGUCCCUGUCCUGUCCCUCCUGCACCUUUACAUUGUGACGGAGAAUUAACAAAUGACAUUAUUUUAAGCAAACAUUUUGUUAAUGUUGCUAGCGAAGAGGAAUAUUCAAAAGUGAAUAAUGAAGACAAUCUAAACAAAAGUGACUGUGUCGGUGAAUCUUCAAUGUUAAGAGAAAACAAGAAUGCUACAAAAUUAGAUGACAGUUUAGAUUCACUGAAAUCUACAAAAGAUUGGAAAUUAGCAAACAGAGUGAAGUCAUAUUUUGACAAUAUCUUCAGCUCUGAAAGUGCAUCUCAAGUGUCCAUACAAGACAGUUUGACACCGAAGGACAGCUCUAAGGGUAGUUACAAAUCAAGUGAUGACCUUGAUAUUGUCAGUUGUUUAACUCAAAUAAAUUCAAACAAAUCUAGCACAGAGUCAUUUAAAGACGAGUCAGAUGUGAUGAUCCAAUCAAAGAAGAUUCGCUACAAUAAAAAUGGUCUAGCCUUCAGAUUGAACACAAUGAUAAAAAAACACAAUGCCAGCGUUUCCCUGUGGCAACACGAACAAUUUUUAGCAGCAAAUUCAAAUUUUGUUAUCCCAAAAGGAAAGCAUUUGGUUUUCAUAGUACGGAAUGUUGAAAUCAAAUAUGGCUGUUUUUUAUUACACGCUAGGAAUAUAGAAAGUGAAAGAUUUUUAAUAUUGAUUAAUAAUGAAUAUGUAAAUAAUUGUAUAUUUUGUAAAGAUAUGGUAUUAAAAGUUUAUGAGCCAUUUAAGAUUUUAGAGUUAAAUACAGAUUUGAAAUUGGUAAUCAAUGUUUGUAAGUUCCAAGGAGAAAAAUUAAAUAAUCUAUAGCAUUUUGAUAGGAUUUGUCAAAUAUAUAUAUAUAUUUUAUA
Plodia interpunctella (Indianmeal moth) is the source of this 1495-nucleotide messenger RNA. RefSeq lists its product as uncharacterized. The record is from RefSeq and is a predicted model, not a curated record. NCBI's taxonomy places the organism in Eukaryota, Metazoa, Arthropoda, Insecta, Lepidoptera, Pyralidae. Bases 162 to 1454 code for a protein of 430 amino acids. The transcript is spliced from 2 exons.